AUGAGUAACCCAACGAUUGUCUUCUCCCUUGGAGCCUGGGUGAUUCCAGCUGUCUUCGACGCUACUCGAGCCCGCCUGAACGCCGCCGGUUAUCCCUCCGAGUGUCCCCCGCAUCCUUCCAUCGGUGCCGAGCCCCCGGUGAAGACAUUGUCUGAUGAUGCUAUCUCUCUGAGGGAGGUCUUGAUCAGACUUGCCGAUGAUGGCCGUGAUAUUGUUGUCGUAGCUCAUUCCUAUGGUGGCAUUGUCGCUUCAUGUGCAGUCGAUGGAUUAAGCAAACAGGACCGUGUGAGAGAGGGUAAGGUAGGAGGUAUCAUAAGGGUUGUUUACCUUGCUGCCUUCACCUUGGACAAAGGACAAAGCCUCCUGGGUAUGCUUGGAGGAAACUAUCUGCCUUGGAUGAAGGUUGAGGGUGAUUACGUUCUUGCAGAUGGAGUAGGAGAGGUUGGAUGGCAUGAUAUCUUCUUUGAUCAGCAAGAGAAAUGGAACUCGUUAACUCUGCAUACUUCCCGUGCAGUCUUUUCGGGAGAGUCCACAUAUGAACCUUGGCAAGAAAUUCCCUGCGCCUAUAUCAUAUGUGAGGAAGAUCGCGCCUUGCCUCCAAGUUUCCAGGAGCUAUUUGCGUCUAAGAUGGGCGGCCCAGAAAAUACCUAUCGCUUACCAAGCUCACAUUCUCCCUUUUUGAGCAUGCCUGAUCGUCUGGUAGAUGUUUUGAAGAAGAGUAUCGAAGUUUAA
Penicillium malachiteum is the source of this 732-nucleotide messenger RNA. RefSeq names its product alpha/beta hydrolase. NCBI's taxonomy places the organism in Eukaryota, Fungi, Ascomycota, Eurotiomycetes, Eurotiales, Aspergillaceae. The record is from RefSeq and is a predicted model, not a curated record. The transcript has 2 exons. The coding region runs from base 1 to 732 and encodes 243 amino acids.